AUGACUACGAAAACUUACGCUACACAUACUGAUGUUUUUCGACCAUCAUCACCUCUUAAUGUUGAAUUUUUAUUGAAUGGUCAACGUCUUCAAUUAAAAUGGAAACCUCCAGCUUUUCCUCAAGGUCCGAUUGAUGAAUAUCGAGUGACUGUUGAUGGAGUUGAAGUAAAACCUCCUUUGAAAAAUACUAAAUUAUCUUAUGUAAUGAACAAAGAUUAUGUAGCGGGUAUAACUCAUACAAUGAAUGUACGUGCUUGUAAUAUAGAUACUCAAAAUCGAACAUUAUGUUCCAAUCCUAAAGAUACUGAAAUCUCAUAUCGUCAAAACAAGACAAUUAGUACUAGUUCAAAUAUUGCAUCCAUGCAAUCGACAUCAAUUAAACAAAUUUUAUUUAUGCUUAUUUUAUUGAUUAAUAUUUUAGUAAUUAUGUAG
This is a messenger RNA of Rotaria sp. Silwood1, 432 nucleotides long. NCBI's taxonomy places the organism in Eukaryota, Metazoa, Rotifera, Eurotatoria, Philodinida, Philodinidae. The record is from the annotation of a GenBank genome assembly.